Messenger RNA from Astyanax mexicanus (Mexican tetra), 2259 nucleotides. RefSeq names its product CMRF35-like molecule 1. Lineage: Eukaryota; Metazoa; Chordata; Actinopteri; Characiformes; Acestrorhamphidae. The coding region runs from base 365 to 1705 and encodes 446 amino acids. The transcript is spliced from 14 exons. Gene Ontology annotation, molecular function: transmembrane signaling receptor activity. Gene Ontology annotation, cellular component: plasma membrane. The record is from RefSeq and is a predicted model, not a curated record.
GAUACAAGUUUAGUGUGAGAAGGCCGUGACGUUAUCACAAAUAUCAGCACAGCUAGAACCAAUCAGAUUGUGAGGUCUGAACUAACUGUUGUAUAAAAUGAAUAAAUAUACUAUGUAACAUUAAUGUGUAACAAUUUAAUUGUUAUAUAAUAGUUUUCUGGAUGUUUAAGUUUGCUGGGGUUGAAUUGAUCCCAAGUAUUAAAGAGGUCAGUAAGGUUGAGGAUAAAAUUAGGGUUAAAUUUUGAAGCCAUAUCAAUGUGUUAAUGAUAGUGAGAGAUAGUGAGUUCAAAUACAGGAAGAGCACUAAGGAUGAGCUGCUUUACAGGAAGAGCAUUAGUUGCCGUUGGAGACUCAGAACAGAAUCAUGCGCUUUUACUCUCUCAUCAGUUCUUUAAUUCUCUCUGUGUUUCUGCUCUUCAUCUCAGGUUCUGAGAGCGUGAGGACACUGAAGCAUUUAACUGUAAGAAGAGGAGGAUCUCUCAGUGUUCCUUGUUUAUAUGAGAAGAAAUAUAAAUCACACCGUAAAUACUGGUGUAAGGGGGGAACCUGGUCCUCAUGUAGAAUAGUAGCCUACGGCAACACAAGUAAUACAGGAAUAUCAGUUACUGAUGAUCCAUCCCAGAAUAUGUUUACUGUGGAUCUGAAGAACCUCCAAUACUCUGACUCUGGAUGGUACUGGUGUGCUGUGGAAAUUGGUGGUUAUUGGACUCCAGAUGACGGGGAUUCUGUGUAUCUGACGGUCAGUUCAGAUCCUGCUGUGUGGGUGGAGAACAGUAGAGUGAUUGGUCAGGAAGGGGGCAGAGUCAGUGUCCAGGGUAACUACAGCUCUGGAUAUGAGAAUAAAGAGAAGAAGUGGUGCAGAGUUAAAACCUGGAGCUGCUACCCAUUCCAGGAUUCAACAGUGAACAUCAGUGAUGAUUGGAUAGGAUCCUCCAGAGUGGAGAUGAUUGGGCUGCAGGAGAGUGAUGCUGGCUGGUACUGGUUCAGUGCAGGAGGUGUGGGAGUUACUGUUCACCUCACCGUCACUGAAAGACCUACAACAACAACAGCAGCUGUGACUACACUUCCUACCACUCAGAAAACUACCCCCCAUCAGAGCACUUCAAGUUCAGACAGAAAGUCACAGACAGAUGCUGAAAAUGUCUGGGUUCUGGUGGCUGUAGGUCUGGUUCUUCUGCUGAUUCUGUUCAGCCUUCUCACCUAUAUGUUGAGAAGAUCCCUCAAGAGUAAUCAGAGCGAGGCCAAAGAGAGAGGCAGUGACCCUGCAGUUCACAUGACGUCUACAACUGAAAACACACUGAUCUACAGUGAUGUGAUUCAUGACAACAAGAAGCCUUCAUCAUCUGCAGCAGCUUCUGAAAAUGAAGUGACCUACAGCUCUGUACGAAGAGCUCGCAAAAAGAAAACUACGUCUACAACUGAAAACACACUGAUCUACAGCGAUGUGAUUCAUGACAACAAGAAGCCUUCAUCAUCUGCAGCAGCUUCUGAAAAUGAAGUGACCUACAGCUCUGUACGAAGAUCUCGCAAAAAGAAAACUUCUUCAGCUGCAGUGGAUCGUGAAAGCGAUGUGACCUACAGCUCUGUGAGGAAAGCUCCCAAAAGUAAAACUUUCUCUCCAGCAGUGGGAGAUGAUGGGGUGAUCUACAGCUCUGUGAUUCACGAGCAGGAGGUGUAUGCAAAUGCAAUUCUGCAGACCAACUGAUCAGAUCAAAGAAAAAGAUAUGAUGAUGCAUAAGGAUUUGAGACCAGUUGAUACGCCCUCGAUAUGUUUUCCUGUGUUUUCCCCGUUUCCUAGUGUGUUUCUCUAGUAAUUUUCCAUCACGUGUGUCUAAUUUGUAGCUCCGCCCCUCGUUACCUGUCUCCCCAGGUGUUCAUUGUUUCAUGUUUAGUAUAAACAGUACCUGUUAGUCUACGUUUGCUGUCGGUCUUUGCACCUUCCCCUGUUGUUUUGUCACGUCACGUUAUUGCUUUCUCUACGUUUCAUAUUUACUCGCUUGUUUAUUGUCAUUCACGUUAUUUCUAGUCACGUUUAUUUCCUGUUCAUUUCUUUGUUUAUUUUGUAUAUAUUUUCGUAUUUAUCCUUUGUAUAUAUAUCCCUAGCCUUGUUUGUACUUAUCUGUUUAGUUUAGCUCUUUGUUUGUUUUCCCUGUUUGUUUAUGUAUAUAUAUUUAUUUGUUAUUCCCCUGUUUGUUUAUUUGUUUGUUUAUUAUUCAUUAAAGUCUUGUUCUUACCCGCAUUUAAAUCCGCCUCCCGUCU